This is a messenger RNA of Striga asiatica, 4393 nucleotides long. The record is from the annotation of a GenBank genome assembly. Lineage: Eukaryota; Viridiplantae; Streptophyta; Magnoliopsida; Lamiales; Orobanchaceae.
UGAAAAACCGAUGAAAUUGUUUCGAGUUUCGAUUCGAUUUCGUGAAUCAUUAAUGAAAGCAAAAAAUAAAAAGUCAAUGAGUCCAAACUCCAAACAGCAAGAACGCGCAGUUGCAAUUGGAAAAAAGCGAAACUGCAUCGAAAAGUCAUCCAUCUUUUCUCUAUUCAACUAUAUUUCCCACCUUUCUUCCUUCUUACCAUCUGCAAAAUUCAAGUUCCAUUUUUUGUGGGGUUUUAACAUUUUUCCUAAUUUUAUUCUCCCGUCUCCAAUUUCAUCUGCCAUUUUGGAUCACGAGAGAUCAUUCAAUUUCAACUUGCUCCUGCAACGUUGCAGUUUUACCGCGCUUCUUGAUUACACACCGUCCUCACAAUUUCUGGCAUUGAAUUUUAAUUAGAAUUUGCUGUUCAUUCCUUUUACGUUUCUUUUUUUCUAGGGAUUGAGGUCCUCUCCUGGGACUGGGAGUGUAUUUUCUGAUCUCUUUUAUCACCCAUUUCUAGUGUGUGUAUAUAUUUGUAUUCAUAGUGUUUCAUUUUUUUUUUCUUCCAAGUUCAUAUGUUUUCGCCUUUUUGCGUGAUUAGAAAUUAUUGCGAUGAUUUUCUGCUGCUUUGAAGUCAAUUGUGAGUUGUGACCCUUUUCUCCUGUACUUAAUCACGGUGUGCCCCACCUGUAAUUAAUUCUUGGCAGUGAAAUAUCUUUGGUGAUUGUUGAAGAAUGUGAUAAUUGUUUAUUCUUUGAUGAAACAAAAAGCAGAAAGUCUUCCUGCAACAUUGCUGACUUAAAAAAUGAAACUUCUAGUCCGUGUGAUUGAAGCGAAAAACAUACCAGCCCUUGACCCAAAUGGGUUCAGUGAUCCAUAUGUGAAACUGCAGUUGGGCAAGCAAAAGUUUAGAAGUAAAGUUGUGAAGAAAUGCCUGAGCCCAUCUUGGUGUGAGGAGUUCACCUUUAAGGUGGACGACUUGAAAGACGAGCUUCUGAUAUGUGUUUUGGAUGAAGAUAAGUACUUCAAUGAUGAUUUUGUUGGGCAGAUCAAAAUCCCCGUCAGUCACGUUUUCGAAGCCAAAGACAAGUCCCUUGGAACUACCUGGUAUAUUCUGCAGCCAAAGAAUAAAAAGUCCAAGAACAAGGAUUGUGGUGAAAUUCUUCUAACUAUAUGUUUCUCUCAUAAUAACACGCCGUUCGACCUCUUACCGGCUGACACCAUUGUUCUGCCUAGAAAAUCAGCUGACUCAAUAAUGGACAGUCCUUCGAGAUCUUCUCCCGUUAGGUCAUCUUCUACCACGAGAUUAGACGAAACCGUCUCCUCAAAAGAGGAAAAACCUCAUGCCCCAACAUUAGCCUGCCGAAUAGCACAAAUGUUCAACAAGAAUCCGGACUCGACAUCCGUGUCGAGUUCGGUUGAAGCAGCUGAGAUAUUAGAUUCGCCCGAGAGCUUGGAUCCUGUGGUAAUGGAGCAAAACUCCGAGGAGCAAACCACGUCCGUUGAUUUUGAUGAGAUGAUGAAAAUCAUGGAGACAAAAGAUCAAGGAGGUGAGAUUCCGAGUAGUUUGUCAGGAGGCAUUGCACUCGACCAAAUCUAUGGGACAUCUCCUUGGGAAUUGAACUCGAUACUGUUCUCACCGGACUCGGACUUUUGGAAGACCGCAUCUGAUUCACAGGGAUCUACGGAUUUGCAAAUAGGUCCCUGGAAGUUUGAAAAUAACGGUGAGACCCUAAAACGAGUGGUUUCUUACACGAAAGCUGCUAGUAAGCUGAUCAAAGCUUUGAAAACGACCGAGGAGCAGACUUACCUGAAAGUCGACGGUAAGAAUUUUUCUGUAAUUUCGAGUGUAAGCACGCCGGAUGCUCCUUAUGGGAAAACUUUCAAGGCUGAGGUGCUUUACUGCAUAACGUUAGGGCCCGAGCAGCCAUCAGGAGAGCAGACUUCACGUCUGGAGGUUUCUUGGCGAAUUAAUUUCUUGCAGAGCACGAUGAUGAAGGGUAUGAUAGAAAGUGGGGCAAGGCAAGGUAUAAAGGAGAGCUUCGAACAUUAUGAGAAGCUGUUGGCUCAGAUUGUGAAGCCACUCGAUUUGAAGGAUAUUGGGUCAGAGAGAGAUCAGAUGCUGGCGUCCCUUCAGGUGGAACGUCAGUCGGACUGGAAACUGGCCGUUCAGUAUUUUGCUAAUUUCACAGUGAUAUCUACUGUUUUAAUGGGCUUGUAUGUGCUCGUGCAUGUAUGGCUGAGUAUGCCGAGUACGGUUCAGGGUCUUGAGUUCGUGGGUUUGGACUUGCCGGAUUCAAUUGGUGAGGUGAUAGUGUGUGGUGUGUUGGUUUUGCAAGGGAAAAGAGUGCUGGAGUUGAUGUCCCGGUUUAUGCAGGCCCGAGUGCAAACGGGUAGUGAUCAUGGAAUCAAAGCACAGGGAGAUGGCUGGUUGCUCACAGUUGCACUAAUUGCAGGAAGCAAUUUGGCGGCCGUUGACUCGAGUGGGUUCUCUGAUCCCUAUGUUGUGUUCACUUGCAAUGGGAAAACAAAAACCAGCUCUAUCAAGUUUCAAAAAUCUGAUCCUCUUUGGAACGAAAUUUUUGAAUUUGAUGCAAUGGAAGACCCUCCCUCGGUGCUGGACGUGGAAGUUUUCGAUUUCGAUGGCCCUUUUGAUGAAGCUACAUCUCUUGGACGUGCUGAGAUUAAUUUUCUAAAAUCAAAUAUUUCAGAGCUGUCAGAUAUUUGGAUUCCUCUACAAGGAAAGCUGGCCCAGGCUUGCCAGUCGAAGUUGCAUUUAAGAAUAUUCUUGAACAAUACCAGAGGUGGUAAUGUUGUUAAAGAUUAUAUAUCUAAGAUGGAGAAGGAAGUAGGCAAGAAGAUAAGAUUGCGUUCUCCUCAAGCAAAUUCAGCAUUUCAGAAGCUUUUUGGGCUACCACCUGAGGAAUUUCUUAUCAAUGACUUUGCUUGUCACUUAAAACGGAGAAUGCCUCUCCAGGGGCGGUUGUUUCUGUCGGCGAGAAUAAUCGGGUUUCAUGCAGAUCUAUUUGGGCACAAGACAAAGUUUUUCUUUCUGUGGGAAGAUAUAGAAGACAUUCAAGUCAUACCUCCAACUUUGUCAUCAAUGGGUAGUCCAAUCAUCAUCAUGACAUUAAGGCCAGGGAGAGGAUUUGAUGCACGGCAUGGAGCAAGGACUCAGGAUACAGAAGGCCGGCUCAAGUAUCAUUUUCAUUCAUUUGUGUCUUUCAAUGUGGCACACAGAACAAUCAUGGCACUGUGGAGGGCAAGGUCUUUGACCCUCGAGCAGAAGGUACAAAUCGUGGAGGAAGAAUCUGAGGCUAAUAUUGUCCAAGCUUCUGAAGAGGAUGCCCUGACCAAGAAUCUCACGUCUACAGACGAGGAAAUCGACCCUAAAAACCUUCAAGCAGUGGAUGAAGAGUCCGAGCCCAAGAGCCUUUCCACUGAGGAAAGUGGCUCGUUUUUGGGAGUCGAAGAUGUUAACAUAGGUAGUGAGAUCGAUCGAAGGGUGAUGGAGAGAGCUGGCUGCCUCAAUUACUCUCACAGCCCUUGGGAAUCUGAAAAACCGGACGUGUACCAGAGGCAGCUGUAUUACAAGUUCGACAAGCGCAUAUCUCGUUACAGAGGGGAAGUGACCAGCACUCAGCAAAAAUCUCGACUUUCUGGGAAAAACGGUUGGCUCAUUGAGGAAGUCAUGACUCUCCACGGAGUCCCGCUUGGCGACUACUUCACGCUUCACUUGAGGUAUCAAGUCGAAGAUUUACCUUCAAGGUCUGUAGGUUGCAACGUGCAAGUACAUUUUGGGGUCGCGUGGUUGAAAGACACCCGACACCAAAAGAGGAUAACAAAGAACAUUGUGUCCAAUCUUCAAGAACGUCUUAAAGUCAUGUUCAGUGUAUUGGAGAAGGAAUACGUCUCGGGAUCAUAGUUUUUUAACCUCACAAAUACUUACACGACCACAGAACAAACAAUCUCUUUAAGUUUGUUGGGCUGAUUUUUGCUGCGCGGGUUCAAGCGGCAAACUAACUCGGCUUUCUGAUUGUACAUAGGAUUGACAAAGUUGACUGCAUUGCUGCUUAAGGGCGGGACUUUGGUCGAGAACUGAAAGGUGCUCCUGUAUUGUGAUAUAUGGGUUUUAUAAUUUGUUGUAGCAUUAGUACAAGUUAUAUCUCUUGUUUCUAUGAAUUUUAUCCUUCAUGUUCAUUUGCCCAUAGUGUCUAUUUGGAGACUUUAAUGUACUAUUUGUUUAAUGGCUUCAGUUAGUGUAACCAAUUUUGACAUGAAAAUUUUCACAAUGGACUCGCAGAAUUUUUCUGCCUUCAGUGUAAAUUCAGAAAAUUGAAGCAGGUCUAAAUUUGCAGGUGUUGUCUGUUAGCAGGCAAAUAUAUGUACUUCAGCUGAACUCAUUUUUAAGAUUUA